Penicillium riverlandense is the source of this 1542-nucleotide messenger RNA. RefSeq names its product carboxypeptidase Y. Gene Ontology annotation, biological process: proteolysis. The record is from RefSeq and is a predicted model, not a curated record. The coding region runs from base 1 to 1542 and encodes 513 amino acids. The transcript has 3 exons. Gene Ontology annotation, cellular component: fungal-type vacuole. Gene Ontology annotation, molecular function: serine-type carboxypeptidase activity. Lineage: Eukaryota; Fungi; Ascomycota; Eurotiomycetes; Eurotiales; Aspergillaceae.
AUGCUGCUCCUUUAUUACGCCGCACUUUUUGGCCUCAGCACCGCCUUCUCGCAGGAGGUGCUGCGCGCCGAGCCUCAGUCCUCUUCCGACUUCCGCGUGUACAGGAGCAGUCACUCGCCAGACCACUCCAUCCGUAUCAGGCAGCAGGAUGAAUCCAUCUGCGCUGCCGGCUCGGCUCAGUACACUGGGUGGCUCGAUGUCGGCCCUCAUCAUCUCUUUUUCUGGUACUUCGAGAGCCGGAAUGAUCCUGCCAACGACCCAUUGACUCUCUGGAUGACAGGUGGGCCAGGCGGUUCGAGUAUGAUCGGUCUGUUUGAGGAGGUCGGUCCGUGUUUGAUUAAUGAGCAUGGUAAUGGCACCUACUACAAUCCCUACGGCUGGUCACAGAAUACGUCGCUGCUCUUUGUGGACCAGCCUGUCAAUGUUGGGUUUUCGUAUACCGAUGAAGGAUACGAUAUCCCGCAUAACUCGCAGGAAGCUGCCGUGGACAUGCACAGGUUCCUGCAGAUUUUCAUCACGGAGGUUUUUCCUGACAAGCAGAAGGUCCCUUUCCACCUUUCUGGCGAAUCGUUUGCAGGAAAAUAUGUCCCGUAUCUCGGCAGCCAGAUCGUGCGCCAGAACAAGCGCUAUCCCAACCAGCCCCAGGUACCCCUGCAGUCGUGCCUGGUAGGAAAUGGCUACAUGUCACCGAAGUACUCGGCUUUCGGGUACUGGGAAACGCUUUGCACGACCAACCCGGGCGUUGCCGAGCCCGUCUUCAACAGCACGAGAUGUGAUAUCAUGGCUGCCAAUAUGCCUCGGUGCCAGGAGGUUGCCGAGAUCUGUGAGCGCAAUCCCGAUCCCGCUAUAUGCAAUGCUGCAGUUUCUGUCUGCUGGGAUGGUGUAAUCCGGUGGUAUGACGAGGAGUCAUAUGGUGGCGGACGGAACCGAUUCGAUAGUGAGUCAAGAACCCUAGUUCUAUGGGUGGUGUCGCGAUUGGCUUACAAGAAGGCAACAGUCACGGCGCCUUGUGAAAUCGAUGAUAUAUGCUAUAUCGAAGCUGCGCGCAUCGAGCAGUACCUCAACAGCCCAACCAUCUGGAAAGCAUUGUCUCCACCGAAACAAGUGAAGAAAUACGUGGUCGAAUCUGACACCGUUGCUCGCGCAUUUGAGACCUCCUCAGACCUGAUGACCUCCUCGUCCGCACAUGUCGCCUAUUUACUCGAGAACCAGGUGCACUACAUGGCCUACCAAGGUAAUCUCGACCUUGCCUGUAACACGGCCGGAAAUAUACGCUGGGCGGAUUCGCUGCGCUGGAAAGGCCAGGUCGAGUUUGCCUCCAAGGCCCUGCGGCCCUGGUCUGCGGCCCUUGCGACCACGGGGAGGAAUGAGACUGUUGGGACAAUGAAAGAGGUCAGCAUUUUUACCACGGACGGUGCUGAAAUUCCGUCACGGUUCGCGAUUGUGACAGUUGAUGGAGCAGGUCAUUUCCUUCCUCAAAAUCGGCCUGAUGUUGCACAGGAUAUGAUGAUACGCUGGAUUACGGGAGGAUCCUUUGCAUGA